AUGCCGCCAAAGAAGGCCCAGAAGGCCCAGAAGGACGCGGAAAAGAAGAAGAACGCCAAGAAGGUGCAGAAGCAGCUAGAAGAUAAGACUUUUGGCUUGAAAAACAAGAACAAGUCGAAGAAGGUGCAGCAGUAUGUGAACCAGGUCACUGCGCAGGCUGCAGACAAGAAAGCACAGGCUAUGGCCAAGCAGCGUGCUGCCGAGAAGAAGGCUGCCGAGGAGGCUAAGAAGGAGGCUGCCAAACUGCUCCAGUCCUCGAUCCCCACGCAAAAAGUGCCGUUUGGAGUGGAUCCAAAGUCGAUCCUCUGUGAGUUUUUCAAAGCGGGAGCAUGCACCAGAGGCAAGAACUGUAAAUUUAGUCACGAUCUUGCUGUUGGCCGGAAGGCUGCCAAGAGGGACCUUUACUCGGACGACAAGGACGAGGAGAAGAGAAACGACACAAUGGACAACUGGGACGAGGAGAAGCUCAGAAAGGUGAUUUUGUCGAAGCAUGGAAACCCAAAGACCACCACAGACAAGGUGUGCAAGCAUUUCAUUUCUGCGGUCGAGGACGGCAAGUAUGGAUGGUUUUGGACGUGUCCGGACUCUGACCCCAAGCAGGGCAAGGAGUGUAAGUACAGACACUCGCUUCCGCCAGGCUUCGUGCUCAAGACUAAGGAGCAGAGACGGCUAGAGAGAAUGGCGUUGGAGGCACAGCCUAAGAUCACGCUGGAAGAUUUCAUAGAGACGGAGAGAGACAAGCUGCCACGAGACAAGCUGACGCCAAUCACUCCAGCUACGUUUGCAGAAUGGAAGAAGAAACAUACACAGGAAAAAGAGAAGCAGAGCGAGACGGCCAAGAAGGCCCUCACAGGAAGAGAGAUUAUCAUCAAGAAGUUUGCAGACAAGUUCUACAAGGAGGAAGAUACGGGCGAGAAGGGCACGGAGAUUGACAUGUCGCAGUUCCGUGUUGCUCUUGACGAGGUGGAGCACGAGAACAUUAAGGACUACGGAGAUGGAAAGAAUGCAUUUUUUGAGGAAAAUAAUGCAAGUUAAUUGGGUGGAUCGCCUAUUUGGCUCUCUUGAUGGCGCUAAACGAAGCAUCCAUCACGUCCGCGGCGUCCCACCAGAACCGGAAAUCGACCUCUGGCGGAUACUCGCUCACAACAUGGUACACGCGCUCUUUCCACAGUUCCUUUUUCCGAUCAAAAGUGUACUCAUCCGAGGGGCUUUCUGCUUGCUGCUGCGAGUUCGAGAAGCUUUUGGUUGGCGAGUGUGGCGCGUAGCGCAUAGAGUCCGUCGGGCGACGCGGAACUGGGGGUGGUGACGGCGACGGCGACUUGGUGUUCGAGAGACUGUUGUCACUCCUCAUGUAGCUGCGCUUGGGGAGCGGUGGUGUAUCCAAGGGUAUAUAGUCUGCGGAAUGCGAGAGCGUGUUGGAUAUUUGAGUCUUGAUGAACUCCCGAUGGAGUUUAGGGGACCGUAGUGUAUCUCUGUAGGAUCUGUGGUCUUUGGAGGAGUCUGUCGAUCUUAACGGUUCUCCCUGUAACACCUUUGGCUUUGGAGGCGGGAUCGGCGAAAACUUCUUUUUUUUGGCAUCUGUGGCGGGAUUUCGAAGAGCCAGUACGCUCUGCAGUUCUUUCAACACCUUGACGUCAUCGCCGUUGGACGAAAAUGCACCGUUCAAAGCACGAAUAUAGACUGCAAGAACCUGCGUGGGGAAAAGCUUCACCAGUUGUGCAUAAGCCUCCACGUCCUGUUCUCCAGCGUCCCCGAUCAAAAUGAAUUUUCUAUUAGGGAAGUCCUUGAAUAAUUUGAUAAGCGAGUCUUUUUUCCGUUCUGCGGAGGGCAUUGUAAAAGAUGCUAUCAGGUUGCCUGAAUACUGACGCAGACUAAUGCUGUCGACCGGCAAGCCGACAUAAUCCAUGAAUCCAGACACUAUGUUGUAUAUCUGCCAUGGCGAGUUCGACACAUAAUGGAUUGGACAGUGAUAUUUAGAUUUUAGCUGUUGCAGCCAGUUAGCAACCCGCGGGAUCUCACAUUCACUAAACUCCUUGGCAAACACAUUUCUGAACAAUUCUCGCUUGUCGCCCAACACACCCGUAAUUCUGACCGUAUCAUCUAUGUCUGUAAUGACGCUCACUCCCUUCGACCCAAUCACAUUGGCUUCCUGUGUCUGAGUAAUGUUUGGGUUGUCCACAGACGAUACAGAGAUAAAAGACGGCUUGUAUGAUGAUGCCACCGAAAUAUUGAACGCACCAACGCUGUCGGAAUACAGAUUGGCACCCAGCAGCGAGUCCGUUUGGUCCUCCGAGUACAGAGUGAUGUUGAGUGGAGUCUUUGGGAUCGUUCUGGCCAUAAUUCCCUGCAUGCGGUCGCGGAUUGUAUCGUGGGCGGGAGAAGAGUCAGUAGUUUGUGACCCAGACGACACGGUCGAGGCAGUAUCGGAGUCGAGGCCUUUAGUGUCUGGGUGUGUCAAGGAGUCCUCCAAUUCCGUUUCUAUCUGGUUAACAGUAGAAGACGAGACGUUGGACUUGGACAAACGGUGUACCAGCGACAUCAUGAGCUUGUUUUUCCGAUUCAUCACUCCGGGACAAAAUAUACAGCCUGAAACGUCGGUGACGAAUUCGCCGUUCAUGUACCGGGUGUAGGUUCUAUAGAGCAGUAUCUGGGCAUCAUCAGGCACCUGUGCGGCCAAAUUGGCGGCCUGUUCCUCAUCGUAGAUGAAAUUCUGCUGGAUUGCGGUAGUGAUGCUCUUAAAAUACGGAGACUCCUUAGUACUCCUAAAAGCGUUCAUUAUUCGUUUUUUGCCCAUGUUGAAGACCGUACUCACCCGCUCUUCUUCACUAGGGGCCGGAGCAACCGGCUUGCGUGGAUUUUCCAUCAGCUUCCUGUAAAAAGCGGGAUCCACGUCCUUACGCAGUAGGAAGAAAAAGACCUUGUCCUUGCUGGAUCGCAGAAAUUUAUUAUUGAUAUAUCUGGCAAGAUUGUACCGGAGAGAUCGAUGCGGACGGUGGACAAGGCCUAGCUUGUGUUUGAUGCGUCUUAAGAAAUUCACGGUGG
Messenger RNA from Ogataea polymorpha, 3042 nucleotides. RefSeq lists its product as uncharacterized. Gene Ontology annotation, biological process: cytoplasmic translation. NCBI's taxonomy places the organism in Eukaryota, Fungi, Ascomycota, Pichiomycetes, Pichiales, Pichiaceae. The record is from RefSeq and is a predicted model, not a curated record. Gene Ontology annotation, molecular function: metal ion binding; mRNA binding. Gene Ontology annotation, cellular component: cytosol. The coding region runs from base 1 to 1035 and encodes 344 amino acids. The transcript has a single exon.